AUCAUAGCUGGAAUGGCUGGCGCUGGGAGUUAAUGAGACUCCCGCUUCAGUUAAGAAAAUGGGCGUUUUUCCCUUUUCUUUUAAGCAUUUUUUAAAUCGUGAUUUAAAAUAAAAGCUUUCGACAUAGCACUAAAGGCCCUGCUAUGUUGAAACGUGUCAGCGAUGACUGAUGUGGAAUCGACCUAUGAGGACUUCAUCGCUUCGGGCAGAAGUGGCAGGCGCAACGCUCUGCAUGACAUCCGCGGCGACCCGGGCGACCCGGACCACGGCGGCGUGUCGGAGACGCUCUCCAAGAUCGACAUCAAUAAAACAGGUGAAGGUGAUGAUUCUGAGCAAUGUGCUGGCCCUGCCACAGAGCCAGCACCGCAGUGCAAAGAGGGCAAAGAGGCAAUUAACAACCAGGCCUGAGUCCCAGAGAGGGCGCCGGGUGCUGGAUGGCCCGGGAGUCGCCCACCAAAAGAAGGAACGCACAUCUGAGAGGAGAAAGGGCUGCCCGGGUUUCCUGUGGCACCAGAAAGCACAGGCUUUACGCAUACGGAACGCAGGGUCCGCUUUGGCCAGAAAUGAGUGUAUCUUUAAUAAUGGGUGAGGGAAGGCCACUAACCUCAUAGGCAGCCACGUUGAAAUGCAGUCCAGUGUCGUCUCAGUAGCUGAGGUAGGGAACAUCGACAUCCAGGUUUGAUCCAAGUUGUUCCUGUUGACCGAUCGGCUUC
Molecule: messenger RNA, 713 nt
Organism: Paramormyrops kingsleyae
Lineage: Eukaryota; Metazoa; Chordata; Actinopteri; Osteoglossiformes; Mormyridae
Gene: pkia
Product: cAMP-dependent protein kinase inhibitor alpha
Biological process (GO): negative regulation of protein kinase activity
Molecular function (GO): cAMP-dependent protein kinase inhibitor activity
Source: RefSeq, a predicted model, not a curated record